This is a messenger RNA of Mastomys coucha (southern multimammate mouse), 3315 nucleotides long. It is a transcript of the gene Scel, whose product is annotated as sciellin. The coding region runs from base 309 to 2372 and encodes 687 amino acids. Gene Ontology annotation, biological process: epidermis development. The record is from RefSeq and is a predicted model, not a curated record. NCBI's taxonomy places the organism in Eukaryota, Metazoa, Chordata, Mammalia, Rodentia, Muridae. The transcript has 33 exons. Gene Ontology annotation, cellular component: cytoplasm.
CAAGGCCACGAGUUAUUUGAAGAACUUUCCUACAGAGACAGCGUCCUGUGAAUGAGACUGUUUUUGUUGAGCUGGUAUUUGUACAGGGUGACACCCUCUUUCACACGGCCUACCUCCUCCCUGUGUGACUCAGUGUUGAGAGAGAAGCCUCUAAGCUGUUCAUUAACAGUCCUGCGGAGGUGGGAAGCGCACCCAGGAAGCUCCGGGUGCCCAUUUGUUUCAGCCUGAUCCACUUGGGGAAUCACUGCGGGCCAGUUAGUCGAGAGUCCCGGGUUUCUGCGCAAGAAAGAUCCUCACUAGAAUCCAGCAUGUCGAAUUUUUCCUCAAGAAAAAAGUCUCCUACUGGAAAUGAUCUGAAGAGCACCCAGGGAGCUGCGUUGAGACAACAAGGUUUUCAUGACGUGAACAAAAGAAGGGCUUUCUUACAAGACAACAGCUGGAUAAAGAAGCUCCCAGAGGAAGAAAAAUGUGCUUAUUCGAGGAGCCUACUCACUACUGGCAAUGACAGAGACGAAAAUUAUGGCAGGGUGGUGCUCAACCGGCACAACUCCCAUGAUGCCUUGGACAGGAAAAUAAUGGAAAGAGAUGAGCCAAAAGCCACAAUUAGCCGGUACAGAUCUGAGGACAUGCUGGACAGAACGCUGUCCACAUUUAGAGCACCAGAAUCAACCAAGAUGUCAGCUGGCAGCUCCUUCAAUGCAAACACUACCACCACAGCUUCAACCCCCGCCACCACUCCUGUGAAGAAAAAGAGGCAGUCCUGGUUCCCACCACCCCCUCCUGGUCACAAUGCCUCUCCAAGCACAGGAGCCAGCAGAAGGGACCCAGCCCUUCACCCUCCACUGCCUCCAAAGCCCUGUUCUCCCAUUGCUUCUCCUAAACAACUGAGGCGCAACCAUAGGCAGAUACAUGCAACUACAGUGGGGUCAUGUGGAGAAAACGAAAAACAUGCUGAAAGAAAUAUAAGGGCUGAGGAUCUUGAUGACAUCAUCAGAGUGGCGACUGCACUUCAGAAAACUGACAAGGGUGAAGAAUUGGAUAAUCUCAUCAGAAUGAACAAAAGCUUGAACAGGAAUCAAGGUCUCGAUGGGCUCUUCCGGGCAAACCUAAAGGCACAGCAGUUGGACAAAAGAGCGCAGAGUCUUGAAAGUCUGAUCUAUAUGAACACCCAUAUGGACAGAGAUGGCAAAGGAAAUCAAGCCUUCGGGAGCCUUAGGAAACUCAACCAACGCGCUGACACCGACAGAGGAAGCCAAGAUCUCAGAUCAGUUAUCAGGACAAAUGUCAUGGCGGAGAGAAGCAGCAGAAGAGGUAAAGAUCUUGAUAGCAUCAUGAAGAUCAACCCCAAGGGACAUGAUAGUACCACUGGAAGACAAGACCUCGAUGGACUGAUUAAAGUGAACCCUGACACAAAUAAAAAUAUGAGGAGGGGCCAGAGCCUUGACAAUCUUAUCAAAGUCACCCCGGAAGUAAACAGAAGUAGCAAAGGGGGUCAAAGUCUUGACAAUUUCACCAAAGGGGUUCCUGCAAGGAGCGGAGCUAACCAGGGGAACCAAGACCUGGACAGUCUUAUUAAAGUGACCCCCUCAGCAAACAAAAGCAAUCAACACAGUCUUGAUGAACUUAUUAGCACAAGCCCCAAAGCUGUCAAAACUCCUGCUAGACACCAAGAUCUCGAUAAGUUCAUCAAAGUAAAUCCUGAUGUUCUUACAAACAACCAAAGAAACCAUGAUCUAGACAGCACCUUCAGAGGGAAUCCUACAGUGACCAGGUGCGAGCAAAGCCAAGAGUUGGACAAUCUUAUCAAAGUGAGGCCCUCUGCUCCCCGAAACACAAAUGGAGACCAGGACCUAGAAAACUUGACUGAAGUCAAUUCUCAUGUGUCUGAAGAGAAGAAUGGGAGGCUAGAUGGACAAGCCAAUGGAUUGACUAACAGUCUACACAAGGGGGCCACAAGAACCUCAGUCUAUUCUUAUGAAGCCAGAAACAGCGUCAGCUCCAGUUCUGGAACCAAGAAUGCUGGGCCCAAGGACACUGUAGUUUAUACAAGGACAUAUGUGGAGAACAGUAAGUCACCAAAGGAUGGAUAUCAGGAAAAUAUCUCAGGAAAAUAUAUACAAACUGUUUAUUCAACUUCAGAUAGGUCUGUCAUCGAAAGAGACAUGUGCACUUACUGCCGCAAGCCCUUGGGGGUGGAAACCAAGAUGAUUUUAGAUGAAUUGCAGAUCUGUUGCCAUUCCACCUGCUUUAAGUGUGAAAUAUGCAAACAGCCUUUGGAGAAUUUACAGGCAGGGGACAGUAUUUGGAUUUACAGACAGACAAUACACUGUGAGCCCUGCUACUCUAAAGUGAUGGCAAAAUGGAUUCAAUAAUGCCAACUCAUAGAAAUGAAGAUGAACACCUUCACUGAGGGAUUUAAAGCUACAUUUUAAGAAUCGGUAAUCUAGAAGAAAUCUGCAUUGAAUAUCUCUUGUAUCAAAAACAACAGUUUUGUGGUUGCACAAAUAAUCUAAUUACUUUGCAGAAGGUCACAUACAUGAAAAGAAUCAUCUGGUAUCUGGCAAGGUUUAGUGAUAAAAAAAUCUACAUAGUUCUAGUCACCAAAGCCAACGACAGUGAGCGUUCUCAUCCCCGAGCAGGCAUUCCUGCUCCUGUUUGGCUGUCCAUACUGGUUUCCAUUGUAACCAAGUUCCUCAUCUUCCUAACUACAUUUAAGGUAAUACUUUACAUUAGAGCAUUAUUGACACCCUGACAAUAGACUGCUGGAAACAAGGUAUACUUCCUUUUUCUACAAAAGAGAACGCACAUAGAGAUUUUCUUAUAAACUUCUGGUUCAAGAUACCAAUGUUCCAAGUUGUUUGGACCAUAGAAAAUCACUUAAAGUUUCCAGACUUUCUGCGAUAUUAUCUGUGACACCAGAGAUAUUUGACAAAAUGAUUUCUAUGUUCCCCCUUUGCUUUUCUUAUCCUCUGAAUCUAAAAGAGAUUUGAGUUUCCUGUUUAGAAACAUGUUGGUAUAUUUGUUAGCUAUAUUGGGACAUAUAAAUAAUUUCACCUAAGUGUCAUCCUUCAGUUUAUCACAGGCAUAGAUUUUGAGGACUAUUCUUAAAACUGAAAUCAAUAGCUCUAUGGGUGAUAGGUAAAAUCAGAUAACAUGUAAUUUGUUAAACUUUCUUUGCAUGUAUUUCAAAAUCUGGGUGAUCAAAUAAUCUGAGAAGUAAUAGCUAUGUAUUGCAAACAUGUUAUGUAUGCUCGUGUUAUAAACAGUGUAUGUUUACAGAAGGCUCACAACAAUAAAAUAAACUGUCCAUUUCUG